Messenger RNA from Coccidioides posadasii C735 delta SOWgp, 786 nucleotides. RefSeq lists its product as uncharacterized. Lineage: Eukaryota; Fungi; Ascomycota; Eurotiomycetes; Onygenales; Onygenaceae. The record is from RefSeq and is a predicted model, not a curated record.
AUGGCCCCUAGCCCACAGCGGCAACGCCCAAAGAUAAGCUGGUGGACGCGAAUGAAAUGGCGAUUGCGAUCCAUGGAGAGCCCACUGGUUCUUCGAGGAACUGUUAAACGUCUUCGUCUCCACAGGUGGCCAUAUCUUGCUCUCCUUCGCCUAUGUCUACCGACUACCUCCUUAUCCUGGUCAUACGCUGUACCUGAACCCCUCCCUCCUCUAUCCCUCGUCAACGAUCCACCGCUGUGUUGGAAACGUCGAUGUGAGGGCGAUAUAAAAAAUUUGCAAGCAAUUCCCAUCUGGCGCUCUCGCGAUACACCUCUCCGCUCGCUUUAUCGUCUCUAUGAGGCAGUGAUGGGGGGAGAUGAAAUGCUACCCGUCGUUGGAUACGAGACUGAAUACUUCUUUUACCAAGGCCGACGGGCAUGGGAACUACACCGUAUUCCUGAUCCAUGUGAUCCUGAUCCUAUUCGCUACGCGAUCCUUGCUUGUAUAGUCGAAUCGUUGCUACAUGCUAUCAACUGGCGCUUGAGCAUCGGACUAAGGAGGAAUGGUAAGCACAUUCCACCAACAAAUUAUGAUGGUGUGAACAAUCCAUACGCUCCAUAUGACCCGGUUUCUUUACCAGCAUGGACACAACGUGUUCCGCCUGUUGAUAAGCAAUAUAUUGCAAAAGUUAUGCCCGAGAGAAUGAUUGAUCCGAGAGGAAGGUUGGUGCUACAUACAGAUGCGGAGAGCGACAUCUUCGAAAAGAGAAAUAUAGUCGCAUCGGAGCAUAAAUUCUGGACCAUUUAG